UUCUGACCCCUUAUGUGAAAGAGCUGCAGGCUAGCUAUUCAUUAUUCCUGAAAGGGAAAUUCAAAGAAGAGAAACAGAAAGAAAUGGCUGAUUCUCCAAUAAACAUGUCCCAGGGUCACUAGCCAACUAUUCAUUCUUCUUCAAAGAGAAAAAUCAAAGAGAAACGGAAAGAAAUGGCUGAUUCUCCAGGCAACAUGUCCAAGCGUCUGUUGACAUUCCGAGAUGUGGCUGUGGACUUCUCCCAGGAGGAGUGGGAAUGCCUGGACUCUGCUCAGAGGACUUUGUAUAUUGAAGUGAUGGUCGAGAAUUAUACCAACCUGGUGUCUGUAGAGAAUUAUUCUAUACGUGAUACUGUCCAUCGACCUCUGAGGACUGAAAAGGUGUCUUGUCAGUCUAAUAAGCAUGGUGAAAUAUUUCAUGGUUCCUCCAACUGUGUACUUUAUAAAAGAAGUGACGCUACAGAAACCUCUAAUAACUACAGAUGCUGUAAGGACAGGGAUGCCUCUGUUGACUCAUCAAACCCAGAUCAACAUAAAAGCACGCACACUGGAGAAGAACCUUGUGAACCUAAAGACUGUGAGAAAUCUUCUAGUUUGUGUUCCAACAUUGCUCAAGAUCAGAGAACAAACACUGCAAACACGGAGCAGAGACAAGAAAAACCUGAUGACCAUUUCAGUUCUACACACAGUCUCAUACAACAAAUAAUCUACAUUAGAGAGAAACGACACCAGUGUGCGCAGUGCAAGAAGUCCUUCCGUACCUCCGCAAACCUCACUAUACAUCAGAGAAUUCAUACUGGAGAGAAACCCUACAAGUGCAACUUUUGUGACAAAUCCUUUGCCCAGUGUACAACUCUUAAAACGCACCAACGCCUUCACACUGGAGAGAAGCCUUACAAAUGCAAAGAAUGUGGCAAGUCAUUUCCUCAGUUGUCAGGACUUAAAAGCCAUCAGAAAAUGCAUACUGGAGAGAAGCCUUACAAAUGUAAGGAAUGUGACAGAUUCUUUGCCCACUGUUCCAGUUUCAGGAGACAUCAGAAAACCCAUAGUGCUAAGAAUAAGCAACAUUAUACUGACCCAAAUUGUGGUAAAGACUUGCAUCAGCUUUCAGACUUUAAAAGCCAUCACAGCCUCCAUACUGGAGAGAAGCCUUACAGAUGCAGUGACUGUGAUAGAUCCUUUACCCACUAUGAAUUAUUUAGAAUUCAUCAGAAAACUCAUUGUUCAGAAAUAGAUUAUGAAUGCAAGAAAUGUGGUCAGUCCUUUACUGAAUUAUCAGAACUUAAAAGGCAUUACAUAAUCCAUGCUGGUACAAAAGAUUACAAAUGUAGAGAAUGUGAUAAGUCCUUUACCCAGUACUCAACUCUUCAACGCCAUCUGGCAAUUCAUAUUGGAGAAAGACAUUACAAAUGUAAGGAAUGUGACAAAGCCUUUCUUCAUAACUCACAUCUUAGAAGACAUCAGAGUGUUCAUACUGGAGAGAAGCCUUAUAGAUGUAAGGAAUGUGACAAAUCUUUUACUAGAAGCUCAAUUCUUAAACAACAUCAGAAAAUUCAUACUAAAGAGCAGCCUUACAAAUGUGUGGAAUGUGACAAAUCCUUUUCCCAGCCCACACAUCUAAGAACACAUCUGAGAGUUCAUACUAAAGAAAAACCUUAUAGGUGUACUGUAUGUGACAAAUCCUUUACUACGAGUGCAACUCUUAGAAUACAUCAUAGAGUUCAUACUGGGGAAAGACCAUACAAAUGUACGGAGUGCAACAAAUCUUUUCGUGAAGGGACAACUCUUAGAGCACAUAAGAAAAUUCAUACUGGGGAGAAACCUUACAAAUGUAAGGAAUGUGACAAAUCCUUUAUCAGGUAUGCACAUCUUCAAAGACAUCAGAGAGUUCAUACAGGAGAGAAACCUUACAAAUGUAUGGAAUGUGACAAAUCUUUUACUGAGUGCUUUCUUCUUAGAAACCAUCAGAGAAUUCAUACUGGAGAGAAACCUUACAAAUGCCAAAACUGUGACAUAUCAUUUUUGUGUAUUUCGAAUCUUAGACAACAUCAGAAAACUCAUACUGAAGAAAAACAUCCUGUUGUAAAUAAUGUGAUAUAACAUUUAUCUGGUGUUCCCUGCUUACAGAUCACAAGGAGAUAAGUAGUAGACCCACAAAGAUAACAAGCUUGUGAAAUCCUUUAAUAAAGAUUGAAAUCUUUAGAAAUGUAACAAAAUUUAUAUUAAAAUAAAAUUCGGUAAAUGUCA
Molecule: messenger RNA, 2246 nt
Organism: Rattus rattus (black rat)
Lineage: Eukaryota; Metazoa; Chordata; Mammalia; Rodentia; Muridae
Product: zinc finger protein 54-like
Exons: 4
Coding region: 174-2099 (641 amino acids)
Biological process (GO): regulation of DNA-templated transcription
Cellular component (GO): nucleus
Source: RefSeq, a predicted model, not a curated record